AGUCAUUGACAUUUGGAUGAAGUCCAAUAGGACGAACAAGAUCAGAUUAGAUUACUUAUUUAUAUUAUUUGCACACGGUCAAUAGCUACAUAUUAGUUACGCCAAACACGAUCUGUUUAUAUUUGUUAUAAAAAAGCUUAAAGAAGGUCCAAAGAUUUAAUUUAAGAAAGAAAAUAAGUAUUAGUACCUUCACUUGCAGAUUGGAAAUGGCUGCCGCGGUGAGAGGGUUUCUCCGCACAGGAGCUCCAAGGUUGAAUUGUGUCAGAACAAACUACACAUCAACAAGGCCCAACCUCAAAUUGACUUCAUCCACUAAAGUCAUUUGCCAGGGAUUUACUGGAAAACAAGGAACAUUCCAUAGCCAGCAAGCUAUUGAUUAUGGGACAAACCUUGUUGGAGGUGUUUCCCCUGGUAAAGGUGGAAAAACCCAUCUAAACCUGCCUGUUUUCAACUCAGUGCAAGAGGCGAAAUCUGCUACAGGAGCAGAUGCGACAGUUAUUUAUGUUCCUCCGCCAGGAGCUGCUAAGGCAAUUCUAGAAGCAAUUGAUGCAGAAAUACCACUUAUUGUAUGUAUUACUGAAGGCAUACCUCAGCAGGAUAUGGUAAAAGUUAAGCAUAGGCUUCUGGCACAAGAUAAGUCUCGACUUGUUGGUCCUAACUGCCCAGGCAUAAUUGCUCCAGAACAAUUUCAGGGAGAUCAAGCAAAGCCUGUUGUCUCUUUCAUUGCUGGUCUAACUGCCCCACCAGGGCGAAGAAUGGGCCAUGCUGGUGCUAUUAUUUCUGGUGGGAAAGGAGGGGCUCAGGAUAAAAUUAAUGCCCUUCAAAAGGCUGGAGUGGUGGUGACAAAGAGCCCAGCCCAAAUGGGAAAUGAACUCAUGAAGGAAAUGAGGAAACGUGGCUUAGCUUGAGAAUGUUAUUCAACCUUUUACUAAUUAAUAUUGCAGAGCUUUAUUGAAGUGAAUGUGUAUAUACACUUUUUCUCCCCUAUAAAAUAUUUAUAUGUGAAAAGACAUAGAUGCAUCGAUUUUUAUGUGUGAAAUGUACUGAUAAAUACGAAUGAGUCUUGAGAUACAUCGUGAAUAUUUCAUGUUUUCUUGGAAUUAGUGUGAGAUAUGUUGUACAGCUUUUGCUGUCCUUUUUGUUAUUCCUCUGUAAGUACUUGUUGAAGACUGUGUACAGGUGUUGAAAAUAUGUUUUUGUCUAUAUUAUGAGAAUAAACCAGGACCAUUGUAUUUUA
Molecule: messenger RNA, 1237 nt
Organism: Schistocerca piceifrons (Central American locust)
Lineage: Eukaryota; Metazoa; Arthropoda; Insecta; Orthoptera; Acrididae
Gene: Scsalpha1
Product: succinate--CoA ligase [ADP/GDP-forming] subunit alpha, mitochondrial
Exons: 5
Coding region: 207-908 (233 amino acids)
Biological process (GO): tricarboxylic acid cycle
Cellular component (GO): mitochondrion; succinate-CoA ligase complex (ADP-forming)
Molecular function (GO): succinate-CoA ligase (ADP-forming) activity; succinate-CoA ligase (GDP-forming) activity
Source: RefSeq, a predicted model, not a curated record